This is a messenger RNA of Musca vetustissima, 3303 nucleotides long. It is a transcript of the gene HDAC6, whose product is annotated as histone deacetylase 6. The transcript is spliced from 10 exons. Gene Ontology annotation, cellular component: histone deacetylase complex. Gene Ontology annotation, molecular function: histone deacetylase activity; zinc ion binding. The annotation marks the transcript as partial. The record is from RefSeq and is a predicted model, not a curated record. Lineage: Eukaryota; Metazoa; Arthropoda; Insecta; Diptera; Muscidae. Gene Ontology annotation, biological process: chromatin organization.
UAUCAGAGUUCACCAAUUGUGACACGACGGGGAGCACAAAAAUCUAAAAUACAAACGCGAGCAAUGGUCAAAUCAUCAGUUGAGACACGCAAGCCGAAUGCAGCACUACAGGAGGCAAAGCGUAAGGCUAAGCUAUUGAAAAUGCAACAACCCACACAAUUGGAUGGCACCGUUAAGGAUAUAUUCCAAAAUGCUGUCAAUGCGAAAUUUUUGAAACAACGUCCAACAGGGCUGGUUUAUGAUGAAUCAAUGUCCCAACACCGUUGCCUUUGGGAUGACAAACACCCAGAAUGCCCAGAACGUUUUAUAAGAGUAUUGGAUCGUUGUCGAGAAUUAAAUUUGGUGGAACGAUGCCAGCUUAUAUCAUCGCGACGCGCAACAAAAGAUGAGAUCAUGCUUUUGCACAGUGAGGAACAUUACAAACUUUUAGAAAAAACAUCCGGUGUACAUGACGAUGAGAAAAUGGAAGAUUUCAGUUCACAUUAUGACUCAGUUUAUAUACAUCCUACUACAUUUGAAUUGUCUCUAUUGGCAGCCGGAUCAACAAUAGAUUUAGUAGAAAAUGUUGUCAGUGGUCAUAUUCAAAAUGGCAUGGCCAUAAUACGACCACCGGGACAUCAUGCGAUGAAGGCUGAAUUUAAUGGUUAUUGUUUUUUCAAUAAUGUGGCCAUUGCUACACAAUACGCCCUCGAUAUACUGAAAGUAAAUAAGAUUAUGAUUAUUGAUUGGGAUGUACAUCAUGGCCAAGGAACACAAAGAUUUUUCUAUCACGACCCAAGAGUUCUAUAUUUUUCAAUUCACCGUUUUGAACACGGCACCUUCUGGCCAAAUCUAAAGGAAUCAGAUUAUGAUGCCAUUGGCUAUGGCCCCGGUUUGGGUUAUAACUUUAAUUUACCCCUCAACAAAACGGGCAUGACAAAUGGCGAUUACUUGGCCAUAUUCCAACAGAUCUUAAUACCGGUGGCCUGUGAAUUUCAGCCAGAAAUAAUUAUUGUGUCUGCUGGUUAUGAUGCCGCCUUGGGUUGUCCUGAGGGCGAAAUGGAAGUAACACCAGCCUUUUAUAGCCACCUUAUAAAUCCUCUUCUGAAGUUGGCCAAUUCUCGUUUGGCUGUUGUUUUAGAGGGUGGCUAUUGUUUGGAUUCACUGGCCGAAGGUGCAGCUUUAACAUUGAGAGCCCUUUUAGGUGAACCAUGUCCUGCCUUAGUAGAGAAACUAGAACCACCUUGUGCCUCCAUUCAAGAGUCAAUUCUUAACUGCAUUUUUGCCCAUCGUUCGUAUUGGAAGUGUUUGCAAGCUCAAGGCACCUAUACAAUGGAAGAUAUAAAUAAUGUCAAUCCACAAAAUAAUUUACACAAAGUUAGUCGUGUAUUUAUUGGGGGACCACCAUUGCCAGAACGCUUCCCUACCAGAGGUACUGGUCCGGUAAUACCAUUAGAUGUGAUUGAACGUAAUGCACAACGAUUGAAAAGACUAAAAGCGGAAACAAAAUUAUUUUCACCCAAGAUUCGUGUCUGUUAUGUCUACGACGAACUUAUGUUACAGCAUUCCAACACCUAUGAAGAAGGACACCCCGAACAACCGGCACGUAUACAAAAAAUCUAUGAAAUGCAUCAAGACUAUAAGUUAUUAGAUCGCAUGCAAAAACUACCCUCCCGCUCGGCGACAACAGACGAAAUUUGUUUGGCUCAUACCAGAUCCCAUUUGAAUUCCAUAAGACGUAUCGGUGAAAAAGAUGAAUUGCAGAAUAUGGGUGCCAAAUUCAAUUCCGUUUACUUCCAUCCAAAAACUUUUGAAUGUGCCACACUAGCUGCCGGCUCUGUGUUGCAAGUUGUGGAUAAAGUGGUGACGGGAGAGGCACGUAGUGGCGUUUGCAUUGUCAGGCCUCCGGGUCAUCAUGCCGAAUCCGAUGUACCACAUGGCUUUUGUAUUUUUAAUAAUGUGGCUAUUGCGGCUCAGUAUGCCAUCCGUGAUCAUGGGCUGAAAAGAGUUCUUAUUGUUGAUUGGGAUGUUCAUCAUGGUAAUGGUACCCAGCACAUAUUCGAGGGCAAUCCACAAGUUUUAUAUAUAAGUAUACAUCGUUAUGACAAUGCCUCAUUCUUCCCCAAGAGUAAAGAUGGUGACUAUGAUUGCGUGGGCAAAGGUGCUGGUGUGGGAUUUAAUGUAAACAUUCCAUGGAAUAAGAAAGGCAUGGGCGAUUUGGAAUACAUAAUGGCCUUCCAGCAUAUAAUAAUGCCCAUCGCAUAUGAGUUUGACCCACAAUUAGUUUUAGUAUCGGCCGGCUUUGAUGCUGCUAUUGGAGAUCCACUUGGUGGUUGCAAAGUAACACCUGAAGCUUAUGGUCUCUUUACACACUGGCUCUCGGCUCUGGCCAAUGGUCGCAUAAUAGUCUGCCUAGAGGGUGGUUAUAAUGUCAAUUCAAUUUCCUAUGCUAUGACUAUGUGCACCAAGUCAUUGCUAGGUGAUCCCAUACCAUCAGUGCAAUUAAACGGCAGUUCUGCGCGUCCACCCACGGUUGCCUACUUGAGCUGCAUGGAAACACUACAGAACUGCAUUAGUGUCCAAGAGCGUUAUUGGAAAAGUUUAGCCUUUGGCAAACGGUUACCCCUGGUGUCGGGCGAGAACAACAAUGAGGAUUUUCUUUCUGUUACUUUACAAAAUUUAGAUAUUACAAGGGAUGAUGUACAGGGUGCUGCUGGUGGUUCCGGCGACGCCCAAUCGAAUAUAUCUUUAGAGGCAAGUGGCAGUAAACCGAAGGUAAAAGUCAAAACUCUAACCGAAUUUCUCACAGAGCACAUGCAGGCAUUUGAAAAUAAUGAAAUGUUUGCUGUUGUGCCUUUAAAGAAUUGUCCUCAUUUAUCACAGCUGCAUCCAGAGGAUGCGCCAAAAUCAAUAAAUACAAAUCAACCAUGCAAUGAAUGUUCCUCGGUGGCUGAAAACUGGAUGUGUCUCAGUUGCCACCAAGUGUUGUGCGGCCGUUAUGUUAUGGAACAUAUGAUGUUCCACAAUAUCGAAACAUCCCAUCCGAUGGCUUUGAGCUUUAGUGAUUUAUCCGUUUGGUGUUAUCCCUGCGAAUCGUAUAUUGACAAUAGAAAAUUGCAUGUCUACAAAAAUCUAGCACAUUUACACAAAUUUGGCGAAGAAAUGCAAUGGGCGUAUGACGAAGAUGGCCAGCAACAACAUAACAGACGCAACAACGAUGACAGUGACGACGAUGAUGAUGACGACGACAGCAGUAGUUGUAGUCGACCAUUUGGCUCACAACAAAACUAUUACCUGCAGUUGAAUGUGGAUUCGAAUAACUGA